Priapulus caudatus is the source of this 1503-nucleotide messenger RNA. RefSeq lists its product as uncharacterized. Lineage: Eukaryota; Metazoa; Priapulida; Priapulimorpha; Priapulimorphida; Priapulidae. The transcript is spliced from 3 exons. The annotation marks the transcript as partial. The record is from RefSeq and is a predicted model, not a curated record.
GAUAGAUACGAGGUGGCAAUCAGAAAUAGAUUCCAGCUCCUUUGCGAGGACAUCGAUCAAACAGGAACCUCUCGGUAUGCACGCUUUAUAGAAGCUAACAACGAAGCGGCUAAGGAGGUGCUGACUCCUCUAACAAAGAAAAGGAAGGACAUACUUUUCUCUGCAGACCCACGAGUAGCUGACGCGCGCCGGGACGUAGACGAGGCCUACAAUUCGUUUACUGCAUGUGAUAGGCGAGAUGGUGGAGCUUACAUUCACGCAAAGGAAAAGCUGUCUAGAACUUACGAUGAGAUCCUGGCAGAAAAUCUCGCUAAAAAAGUAGAGCAGGCUAAAGCAUGUUGCGCUAGUAACCAGCAUUCAGCGGGCUGGAAACUAGUCAGGGAGAUUGCCGGGGACCGUUUACCUUACCCCAUCCAAAUUGAUGGCAAAACUGUAGAUGACAGGGUCAUCUCAUGGUACUGUCACUUUAAAAAUCUGCUUGGCAACCCCCCGACAGUGCAGGAUGUAGAUGAGGAGAUUGAACCUGUCUUCCUUGAUCUUCCUAUCGAUGACGGUCCUAUUACACUUGAUGAGUAUCAUCAGGCCAAACAAUCUUUGAAAGCCGGGAAAAGCUGUGGAGAAGAUGGUGUUGUUCCCGACGUUCUAAGGUGGGUGGAUAUUGAUGACCUAGUUUUAAGCAUUACUAAUAAUAGGGCGCAUGAGAACCGUGAGAUUCCUGAGCAAUGGUUCAUCCUGAACAUAAUUCCCAUACCAAAAGCUGGCGAUCUCAAAAACAGGGACAACUACAGGAGAAUUAGCUUGAGCUCAGUGGUUGCGAAAGUUUACAACAGAAUGAUUCUGAAUAGGAUUAGAACACCUUUAGACCCUCUUUUAAGACUCAACCAGAAUGGAUUUAAAGAAGGAAAGUCAAUAACUGCACAAGUGCUUGCGUUACGACGUCUCAUUGAGGGCGCAAAAAAGAAGAACUUGCCCGCAGUCGUAACGUUUGUUGACUUCAAAAAGACCUUUGAUUCCAUUCACAGAGGCAAGCUCAUGAAAAUUCUGCUGGCAUAUGGAAUACCACCUAAAAUAGUGCAGUCAAUAAGCGAUAUGGUUGUGUCGGUUAAAGUGCGUCUAAGUCUCAGAGCACUGAAGAAGAGCGCGUCGAAGAAAGUUAGUUAUAACUGGAAGGCUCUCGAGAAUAACUUAGAACUGCAGGAUAGAUACGAGGUGGCAAUCAGAAAUAGAUUCCAGCUUCUUUGCGAGGACAUCGAUCAAACAGUGCAGGAUGUAGAUGAGGAGAUUGAACCUGUCUUCCUUGAUCUUCCUAUCGAUGACGGUCCUUUUCCACUUAAUGAGUAUCAUCAGGCCAAACAAUCUUUGAAAGCCGGGAAAAGCUGUGGAGAAGAUGGUGUUGUUCCCGACGUUCUGAGGUGGGUGGACAUUGAUGACCUAGUUUUGAGCAUUACUAAUAAUAGGGCGCAUGAGAAUCGUGAGAUUCCUGAGCAAUGGUUCAUCUCCUGA